AUGGCCCCGUGGCCCGCAGCUCCGCCGCCGCCGCCGCCGCCGCUGCCGCCGCUGGCCGCGCCGCCGCCGCCCGGCGUCUCGGCUAAGGGGCCGCCGGCGCGCAAGCUGCUCUUCAUGUGCACCUUGUCCCUGUCCGUCACCUACCUGUGCUACAGCCUCCUGGGCGGCUCGGGCUCGCUGCAGUUCCCCCUGGCGCUGCAGGAGCCGCCGGGCGCCGCCGCCGAGCCCCCGCCGAGCCCGCCGCCACCCUCGCGGCCGCCUCCCCCCGCGCGCCCGGGCGCCCCCUCGCCGCCGCCGCCGCCGGACAACGCGAGCCGGGGGGCGCCGCCCGAGCCCCCCGCAGCCCCCGAGCGGCCCGCCGGCCCGGCGAACGAGGGCUGGGGGCUGGCGAGCGGCGGCGGCGGCGGCGCCCGGGACGCUUGGCUCCGGACCCCGCUGGCGCCCGGCGCGAUGGUGACGGCGCCCAGCGCGCUGCUGCUGGACAGGGACGCGCCCGAGUCCAGCACCGCCGACGAGGAGCUCGCAGGCCGGAGGGCGGCCAACGCCAGCGGCGAGCGGGGCGGCGCCGCCAGCACCCCCGACUACGGGGAGAAGAAGCUGCCCCAGGCGCUCAUCAUCGGGGUCAAGAAAGGCGGGACCCGCGCGCUGCUGGAAGCGAUCCGCGUCCACCCGGACGUGCGGGCGGUGGGCGUUGAGCCGCACUUCUUCGACAGGAACUACGAGAAGGGGCUCGAGUGGUACAGAAAUGUGAUGCCUAAGACAGUGGAUGGACAGAUAACCAUGGAGAAGACCCCCAGUUACUUUGUGACUAAUGAGGCUCCGAAGCGCAUCCACUCCAUGGCCAAGGACAUCAAACUGAUUGUGGUGGUGAGGAACCCUGUGACCAGGGCCAUCUCUGACUAUACCCAGACUCUGUCAAAGAAGCCUGAGAUCCCCACCUUCGAGGUGCUGGCCUUCAAAAAUCGGACCCUGGGGCUGAUCGAUGCCUCCUGGAGUGCCAUUCGGAUAGGGAUCUACGCCCUGCACCUGGAGAACUGGCUCCAGUACUUCCCCCUCUCCCAGAUCCUCUUUGUCAGUGGAGAGAGACUCAUAGUGGAUCCGGCGGGGGAAAUGGCCAAAGUCCAGGACUUCCUAGGCCUGAAGCGGGUGGUAAAUGAGAAACAUUUCUAUUUCAACAAAACCAAGGGAUUCCCUUGCCUCAAGAAGCCGGAAGACAGCGGUGCCCCGAGGUGCUUAGGCAAGAGCAAAGGCCGGACUCAUCCCCGCAUUGACCCAGAUGUGAUCCACAGACUGCGGAAAUUCUACAAACCCUUCAACAUGAUGUUUUACCAAAUGACUGGUCAAGAUUUCCAGUGGGAACAGGAGGAGGGUGACAAAUGAGGGUGGCGAGGUGGCGGGAAGGCAAGGGGAUAUCUCUGGGUGCUCCUUAACUG
This is a messenger RNA of Sorex fumeus (smoky shrew), 1433 nucleotides long. It is a transcript of the gene HS3ST4, whose product is annotated as heparan sulfate-glucosamine 3-sulfotransferase 4. The record is from RefSeq and is a predicted model, not a curated record. The transcript is spliced from 2 exons. NCBI's taxonomy places the organism in Eukaryota, Metazoa, Chordata, Mammalia, Eulipotyphla, Soricidae. Gene Ontology annotation, molecular function: [heparan sulfate]-glucosamine 3-sulfotransferase activity. The coding region runs from base 1 to 1380 and encodes 459 amino acids.